UAAGCAUCAAAGGGAUGACAAAACAAGACACGAAAUUCAACACGUUCGGCAGUAACGAUGAAGCUUAAAACGUCGGCGGGUCUUCUGCUCUUCUGCUGCUUCGCCUUUUUCUCCGCAAAAUCGGAAUUAAUCGGUGCUGAGGAAUUGGAGUCAGUGUUGUACGAAGAACUGGGCGAUGGCACCGUGGCCGUCGACAGGUUCAAGUCGACAAUCGACUGGCGGUCCCUGGACCCGAUUUUCGGCGACUUCAACCCAAGCCCUCGUCUCGACUCGUGCUCAAAUCUCGGUGUCGGCCGCUUCCCUGUCUUGGGGGACUGCGGCAAGUUCCUCGAGUGCCACGCCGAGACCAACAACACAGUAGAAGUGACGUACACCAGAAGGAUCGUCCAGUGCCUCCAUGACUUUUGGUUUAGCGAGAAGAGUGGUGAAUGCGGUGUCAAAGGUGAUGUUUGUCCUUACGGACGCCUCGUUCCCGCUUCUCCGGCGAUACGGCUGGCGCAACGCACCCUGAAACCGACCUCCUUGAGCUGCACGCGCGAGGGUUGGUUCCCACAGCCGGGCUGCACAGGCUUUCACGUUUGCCGUAGCACCAAGUACGGCCUCAAGAGGGAUGAGUACACGUGCGGCGCAGGCAACCUUUACGACGAGACUACCCAAAAAUGCGUCUCAGCCGCGCUAAAAUUUAAAUGCUCCGUUCCUCUUGCUGAGGAGGUGUGUCUGCGUCCAUGCAUUGAAGGUGACACCAGAGUAUGUAGCUACCAAUUCAUCGUGCAAGAACACGUGAGCAUGAGCACCGUCCACUGCGGCGACUGUCCCUACAAUUUGGACGACUGCAACCUGCCCGGCUGCAUCAGUGCCGGUGGCCUCCAGCGACCCUUGAUCUCCAUCAACCAACAAAUGCCAGGACCAGCCAUACAGGUGUGCUUCGGUGACACGAUUGAAGUGGACGUGGUGAACCUGCUUACGACCUCUGCCGUGACCAUUCACUGGCACGGCCUCCUUCAGCGAGCGACGCCCUUCAUGGACGGAGUGCCCUAUUUGACGCAGUGUCCCAUUCCACCUGGCAACUCGUUCCUAUACAGAAUGAUCGCAGACGAGGCAGGAACUCACAUUUAUCACUCUCACAUUGGUCACCUUGACGCAGACGGCAUUCACGGCGCAUUAAUUGUGCGCGAGCCGCAAGCAAGUGAGGAAGGCCUGAUCGGCAGGUACGACCAGGACCUCCCUGAACACACCAUCCUCGUGUGGCACUGGUACCAGAAUAUGGGUGAGGUGCAGAGUUUGGACUUGAAGCUGCUUAGCCAGCGCAGGGAAGGAUUCGGCUUCUUGAUCAACGGCAAAGGGGUCGUCGGCCAGCGAUUCGCAGCCAACGGCAAACGCAGACAGGAGCCCAUCACAAACUACUACGUCAACUCGGGAACAAGAUACCGUUUCCGCAUCAUUUUCAACGGUCCUCUGAUGUGUCCCAUUCAAAUUUCGAUCGAUGGCCACCAACUGGAAAUCUUGGCCGUCGACGGAAAUGCCGUGCAAAGCAGUGACGGGCUUGUCGAAUCUGUCUUUCUAACGGCGGGUGAACGAUUGGACGUUGUUCCUUUCGCAACUGUAUCAACCUGGGAUUCUGCCUUCUACGUCAGGGUGCGUGGAUUGGACGACUGCAAUGAACUGAAGAAUGGUGUUCACCAGUAUGCGAUUCUGCGCUACGACAAUUAUGCGGGAGCGGUGCUCAAUUACCCUGAGCCGUCGUACAACAGCGCUAUCAGGCCAGGAAGGGCUUUCAACCUGGACAGAGAUAUUUUCAACUCAGUAACGCAAAAUAGAAUAUCAGCGGAUUCACUGGUCAACUACAACACUGCCCUGAAUCGACCUGAUAAUCUGGAAGGAACGCCUGACAAACGUUUUUAUGUUGACGCCAGCUUUAAUGUGUACAGCGAGUCUUCUGGUGUUCAAUUUGUCUACCCUCAGAUGAACAACGUGACGUGGGCGUUUCCUUCGUUCCCUGUCCUCACGCAGUGGCAGCAGAUCACCAGCACGACCUUGUGCACGGACCAGUACAACACGCCAACAGGCUGCGAAGGAUCGCACUGUGUUUGCCCGAAUACACUUCUGGUCCAAACAGGAGAUCUCGUCGAAAUCGUUCUCUAUGAUCCACGAGGGCCAUUCGAAAUCGGACAUCCGUUCCAUCUGCACGGAUACGAUUUCAAGGUGGUUGGCCAUUAUUAUUUUAGUAGCCAAACGUACUACGAAGAAGUGAAAAAUUUGGUAGAAAACACGAAUGAUAUUGUAAAAAAUCCGAGUGGGCCGUGGAAAGAUACAGUGCUCCUCCCUGGAAAAGCGCUCGUCCUCCUCAGGUUCCGCGCUAACAAUCCAGGAUAUUGGAUGUUCCACUGCCACAUUGGAGAGCACGCAGCUCUAGGAAUGGCACUCACUUUUAAAGUGGGCGAACAUUACGAGAUGGUCGAGCCGCCGGUGAACUUCCCAACUUGCGGCAAUUUUGCCUAAUUAAUUAAUUCAGCGAUGGAAGAUUCUGAAUGAAGAAAAAAUUAGAAUUCAAAUUACUCUAUUUGUUAGAUAUCCCCUUUUUUGAGGUUAUUUUUUUAAAAAAUUAAUUUUUGGUAGUUUCACGAUCCCGACUAAAGUUGUGAUCACAAAUUGUAGAGCUCUCAAAAAACCUGUAUUCAUACCCAUGAAGAUUAUUUGCGUGUUGAUUAAUUUAUGCUUUCUCCUCGGUGUAGCAAUUUUUUAAAUUUAGUAGACAGCAUCGACAACUGAAUAUUCAAAACCCUUUGAGCUUAUAAAUGUUUGAAAAAGGCUUAGUUGUUCAACGAUUGUUUUAAACGAUCUGAAUGCCGUAAUAAAUUAAUAAAUCAUGAUGUCGUUGAUUGGGUUUAUUUAAUUUAAGUUUUUGCAAAGCAUUUGGUUUGGAAUGAAACAAUAAAUUACAUGAAUAUAAAACAUUUAAA
This is a messenger RNA of Cloeon dipterum, 2960 nucleotides long. RefSeq lists its product as uncharacterized. NCBI's taxonomy places the organism in Eukaryota, Metazoa, Arthropoda, Insecta, Ephemeroptera, Baetidae. Gene Ontology annotation, cellular component: extracellular region. The transcript is spliced from 12 exons. The record is from RefSeq and is a predicted model, not a curated record. Bases 58 to 2499 code for a protein of 813 amino acids. Gene Ontology annotation, molecular function: oxidoreductase activity; chitin binding; copper ion binding.